UCACUCUAUCAGCGAGUUUUGUGGCGUCCGGUUGAUUUUUCCGUUAUUCGCUGCGUCGCUGCGUUCUCCUCGUUCGUUUUGUUCCUCCACGUUUUUGGCGUCGUCGUACGUUUACGUGUCCCGCUCUCACUCACCAUCUCGCUCUCUCUCUCACUCUUUCUCUCUCCCACUCUCGGCUGGCGCGCGGCUCUCGCGCGUGCCCAAGUGUGUGCUGUGUGUGUGCGUGCGUGUGUGUGUGCGUGUUUGUUGGUUUGUCGGUGAGCAGCGCAGCGCAAUAGAAAACAUUAGUGAAUUUUUUUCGGGUGAAGCGCGCUGUGAAAAAUGCGUGCGCGCGUGUGUGUGUGCGUGUGCGAAAAUCAAUAUGAAAACAUGAAUAACAUAAGCUAAAAAGGAAACAAACGGCACAGAGGCACAGAAAAAUACAAAAAAUAAAGAGAAGGAAAACGAAAAAGCCAGAACAGUUAGCCAUAGCCAUUCCAGUGAGUGCAGCAGCAGUCGCAGCACCAGCAGCAGCAGCACAAGGAGAUUUCCAGGCAGAGAUCCCAAAGCAGCAGCAGGUUCCAGUUUCCAGCUUCCAGCGCAGGGCAGGUUCCCACUGUUCCACCGUUCCACACACACACGAGAUGUCGCUGCAAACGAAAAGGCAGCACUGCUAUCUGUGCGACCUACCCCGCAUGCCCUGGGCCAUGAUCAAUGACUUCUCGGAGGCGGUAUGCCGCGGCUGCGUCAACUACGAGGGCGCCGAUCGCAUCGAGGCGGUGCUGGACGCCGCCCGCCAAAUGAAGCGUCUCCAUCCCGCCAGCAAACAGCAGCGUUCCCAUGAGAACGGCGAAGUCUCUGCCGCUGCCGCCGCCGCCGCUGCAGCCGUUACUCUCCAUCAGCAGCAACAACAGUUACAAGUGGGCCCAGUUCCAGGACCAGGACCCGGUUCCCAUCGCAGCGGUGGUGGUGGCGGCGGUGGCGGUGGUAAUCCACCUGGCGGUGGCGUUCCAGGACCCUCGGGUGCCGGCGGACCACUGAGUUCGCUGGGCAAUGCUGUGGCCGCUGCUGCCGCAGCCGCUGCCGUUCAUCAUCAUCAUCAGAUGCCCUAUCAAAUGCCCGUGCCGCGCAUUGGUCCGCCUCUGGAUUAUCCCGUUAAGCUGGAGGAUGCACCCGGUGGCGGUGUGCGUCCCGUUCGCAUUUCCCACAUGACGCCGCACCACCUGCCGCCCAAUGCAACGCGCGGUGGCGGCGGCGGGGGUGGUGUGCCCACAGCGGGUGGCGGAGGACCCGGCAGCAAUUUACCGCCCGCACUGUCCGUCAACCUUAAGCGACCGCCCAGCGAGGAUGUCGACGUGGAUGUUAGCCAACAGCAGCAGCAGCAGUCGGGACAUGGUUUGCCGCCAGAUGGCGUCUCCGCCGCCUCUGUUGUGGGAGGCGUGGCCGGCGGCGGUCCGCCCGGCAUUAAGCGCAGCGCCAUGGAGGAUCCAACGGGCGGGGGCGGUCGGCCGCCCUUGACGCGCGGCGAAUCCCUGCCCGCAGCGGUCAGCUAUGUGCCCGAGCGGCAGCUGAGCAGUCUCAGGGAUAAACAGCAGCCCGUCAGAGCGCCCAGCUUUGAUGCAUCGACCUUCAAAGCAGCCAAUCCGAUUCUUAAUCCGAUUCCACACCAUCUUCAUAUUGCAGAGCACAUGUCCCCGGCCAGUCGACGCAAUGGAUCGAGCCCGCCCUCGGGACCGCUGCCCCCGCGCAGCGUACACUCGCCGAACAGUUCGGGUUCCUCGUCGGGACGUCGUUCAUCCGGAUCCCGUCACGUUUCCAGCACCACCGUCACCAGCUCCGAGGUGGGCGGCUCGAAUCCGGGCCAGGCGGUGGUGGCCGGUGGCCUUGGAGGCGGUGGCGGAGGAGGAGGACCCGGAUCGAAUGCCGCCAGCGGACCCCUUGGCGGACCGAACGGCGGCAGCGGACAGCUGAGUUGCACUAGCGGCGGACCAGGUGGACCAGGUGCCAGCUCCGGAGGCGGUGGCAAUGGAGCCAUAGGGCCCGCCUCGAUGGCACCCAAUUCGGUGGCCGGUGAUGGAAGUCCAGCCGGUGGCAAUGGACCAUCCGGCAGUAAUGGCAGCGGCGGUUCCGUGAAUCCCGGUCCCGGCAGCAGUGGCAGUCAGGGUGGUGGAACACCGCUGGCCAGCGGCGGUGGUUCGGCGGGCAGCGGCGGUCUUGGAGGAGCUCCCGGCAGCAGUGCCGCUUCGAAUUCGGCAGCUGCGGCGGCGGCGGCUGCUGCCCAGAAUGCCACGCUCAAGUGCACCCUGUGCCAGGAGCGAUUGGAGGACACCCACUUCGUGCAGUGCCCCUCGGUGAACCACCACAAGUUCUGCUUUCCCUGCAGCCGCGAGAGCAUCAAGCGACAGAAUGGUCUGGGCAACGAGGUGUACUGCCCCAGCGGCGAUCGCUGUCCGUUGGCCAACUCGGUGAUACCGUGGGCCUUCAUGCAGGGCGAGAUCACCACCAUUCUGGGCGAGGAGGUCAAGGUGAAGAAGGAGCGCGAGUCUUAAUGUCCAUUUUACUGUAAGAAGCUGCGCAGGGCUUUGGAGCACUUUUGAGAGGCGGAGGCGACCACUCCCCGGAUAAUAUCUGAAUAUCUGAAUAUCUGGCAACUGGCAUCCAACUCUCGACACUCUCGGUUGGGUCACUUGGUUUAAGAUUGGGGGGACAUUAAGGAGCAACCGAUUUUUUUGGCCACGGCGGCGGCAUCUCAACAGCAGCAGACAUGAAUAUAAUGCUCUGUAUUUGUCCAUGACGACCGACCAAGCAACAACAACAACAACAACAACAGCAACAGCAAAACCACAUUUUUGUAGGCGUAAGCAACAACAAACAAAAAAAAUGAUAAUGAAAAAUGCAAUUUGUUACCAGCAAAAGAAGUUUAAGAAGAAAGUGAAAACACCAAAACGCUCGCAAGUGAGAAAAACAAAAACUGUAAGCGAAAGCGUUGAAAAACACAUUUUCGUAGCAUACUUAUAGACGGGCGUUGGAGAAUUUGUCCAAAAGAAAAAAUAUAACACCAACCAACAAGAAACUUCUACAAAAAUGCAUACGUAGCCAAGUGAAAAGAGAAAGAAGAAAGAUUUUCGAACCGUCAAAAACCAAGGAGAGAAUUUUGAAAUAUUUCUUAAUAACAAAAAACAGUAAACUAAAAUCAACCUAAUUGUAGCAAAAGAAAGCGGCAAAUCACAAAAAGGAAUAUACACUUGCUGGCAUUAGAUAUAUAAAAUCCUUUUUUUUAAUACGAUUAUACAUAAAACCCUAUACAUUAUACGAUAACUUAAAUUCUGUUAUGUAGGCGAGCGAUUAAUACAUAAGUUACAUUUAGUUUGUACUAAUUAAUUAAUUUAUUUCUAUACAUGUUGCCUAAUUUACAAUCUACAUUUUACCCCUUCCUUCCCCUCACACUUACGUUUUUUUUAAAUAUUAUUUUUAUUUUUAUAAAUACCAUUUUUUUUGUAAGUUUAACUAAUUUAAAAACAACACAAUGAAAAAAAAGCGAAUGGAAAAGAAAGAGAGAAAAACAGUUAUUAUGCUAAAGAAAAUGUACAUACGUAUGCAUACCACAUAAUCGGAAUAUAAAUAUAUACAUAUAUUUAAUAAUAUAGAAAUAUAUUUGAUGUUGAACACGAAAUUGGCGGCAGACAACAACAAAAAAAAACUGGCAAGACCCCAAAAACGGGGUUACAGUGGAAUUUUAAACGAGACUUUUUAACCAAAGCGAAUUCCAUUCGCUAUCAAAAAAAUUUUAGCUACAUUUUUGUGAUUUCGAACGAGGCAGCCGGCUCAUCUGGGUAAAAGAUAGCUCCAAUCGGGCAUCAGAUUGUAUCAGAUUGGCAAAUGUUUUUUAGCUAUAUGUAUUUAGGGUGUGUAUAGCCGGUGUCGCUGGGCAAGAACUGCUGAAAGAAACACACUCCGGACCAACCAAUCGAAAAAAUCGAAAAAAAGCACAACAAAUCUCGGUAUCGGUUUGGAAAUUGCCAGCAAUACAUAUUUUUGCAAAGCGGCCAAAUGGUCGCGAUUUGGGACUGCCAAUUGUCCUUUUUGCAGUUGCAACUCAAAACUAAUUUACAAAUACUGUCUACUAGAGGGUUUUUUACUAGGCACGAAAGGAAAUCCAAAUGGAGAGCGAGUAUUAAUAUAAAGAAGGAAAAAAGUCAAGCGAAUCAGUCAUCAAAUGCAAUUUAUAUAUGCGAAAACACACGUAGGUGUAUAUAAAUAGAGGCACAUUGGGCCAGGCGUAUUCUUGCUAUUUACUUCAACGUUUAACAGUUCGAUAAAUAAAAUUUGUAGAUUUUAUUUGAGUCCAUUAACGUAUUAUUUAAAUACGAUCUUUAUUUCACUUGUAGUUCCAAAACAUAUUCCUUCCCAUUCAAUAGAACAAUCAAAUCUUUAUUUCAUUGGGGAGAAUUCGGUUUUCUGAUAAACAACUCAAUUGAAAAAUGGUUUCGAUAGCGGAAUGAUGCAUUAUUUCGAUAGAAGCAUUAAACAAUCGGUGUUAUCGAUGGCACAACAAAGUUAUAUAAAUGAAAAUCGUAGGCUUCGUUUAUAUCUAUUUAGCGUAUUUUUUGAAGACGAUCUUUGUUUAUUUUUUAAAGACCCAAAACAUAUUCCUUUCUAUUGAGUAGAACAAUAAUAUCUGUACUUCAUUUUGAAGAAUUCGUUUUUCUGAUCCACGACUUAAUUGGAUAUGGUUUCGAUAGCGAAAUUUCGAACUAUUUAGAUACGAGCAUUGAUCAAUCGGCGAUUUUCGAUGGCACCAAAAGUCUACAAGGCGCUUUAUAUAAUACGAUCUUUAUUUUUUGAAUUGUAGUUCUGAAACAUAUUUCUUCCUGUUAAGUAGAACAGUUUGACCUAAAUUGGUAAAUAGCGAAAUUUUGCACAAUUUCGAUAGAAGCGUUGAUCGAUCGGCGAUUUUUGAUCACAUAAAAAGUUCAAUAAAGGAAAAUCGGAGAUUUUUUUAAAUCUAUUAAACGUUUUAUUUUAAUACGAUCUUUAUUUAAUGUCAUAUAGUUCAAAAACAUGUUCCUUCCUCUUGAGUAGAACAUAUAAAUCUGUAUUUAACUUGGCAAAUCAAUUGGAAAAGGGUAUCGAUAGCGAAAUUUUGUACUAUUUCGAUACGCGCAUUCAUCAAUCGGGGAUUGUCGGUGCCACAAAAAAGUUCGAUGAAUAAAAAUCGUUGAUUUUAAUUACAUCUAUUAAACGUAUUGUUUAAGAACGAUCUUUAUUUCAUUUUUUGAAGUUCCAAAACAUAUUUCUUCCUAUUGAGUAGAAUAAUUUGGUUUCCUAUCAACAACCUAAUUGGAAAAUGGUAUCGUUAGCGAAAUUUGGCACUGUUUCGAUAAAGGCAUUGAUCAUCGGAGGUUAUCGAUAACACAAAAUUUGCACAAAAUCUAGAGAAACGAAAAAGUAAGUGGAAAUGAAAACCAGCUGAGGAGUUAUGCUUAUAUAUGUAAAUCUCAAAUUCCCCAUUUGCCCUGAUUUUUUAAAUCGAUCAUUCCUUUUCCUCAAUCCAAUGAUCCCACACUUUAUGAUUUCACUUCGAGCGGAAGAGAAGUUGCAAGAAAAACAAAAACAAAGAAAAAAAAAACACAUUUUGUGAUAUAGCCUAGCAAGAACAACAAGAAGAAGAGCAUGAAAUCCUGGAAAUCGGAAAAUCGAAAAUGGAAAAUGCAUAAAACGCAAAGAAACUAAGAAAAAAUUGAAAAGGCUCUGCACUUCGGCCAACCAGAAAACGAUCUCACUUUCUUAAAAAUGAGAUUUGCAAUUGAAAAAAAAAAAACAAAAAAACAGAAAACCAAUUUAUAUUGAAAUCAUACAAUAGGCCAAUACCAACGUUUUAGCAAUCUAAGUCUAAGAAGAAAACUAAUCGAAAUUUUCUUUACAAAACUAAACUAAACAAUAACUAACGUUUGUAAACCUUGUGCGUGUGUGUGUAAAACAGUAGUGCUAUCUAAAUAUAAUACAGAUCAGAUAUCGCAUUAUGCAUCAAACCUUAAAUAAGUACGAGUACAUACAUAUUAAAAAGAAAACCAAAAAAAAAAAAGAAA
This is a messenger RNA of Drosophila suzukii, 6068 nucleotides long. The record is from RefSeq and is a predicted model, not a curated record. NCBI's taxonomy places the organism in Eukaryota, Metazoa, Arthropoda, Insecta, Diptera, Drosophilidae.